UUCUGCAGCAUCUUCUUUUCCAUGGGAGAAAGAAACAAAUCCUAGUGUAAUAUCAGAGAAGAACGAGCUCAACAGCAGCUUUGCUAAUGAUUGUAAUUCUUCACUCGUGAUCCAGCUAAGAGCACAGAACCAAGAGCUAAAUUCCACUGUUAAGGACCUAGAACAACAACUGCAAGCUCAAGAAAAAAUGAGGAAAUCCCAUAUGAAUAAACAUCAAGAAACUGAACUGCAGCUGGUCAGAAUGAAGUUGGAAUUAACAGAGAAGGAUAAGGCUCUGAACAAAACCAGAGAUAAACUGACUCAAACGAGAACACAACUUGAUCAAGCUACCACACAGGUCCAAAUGAUGGAGCAAAAGGUGAAAAGAUUGUCAGAAGAACUGAAUUGCCAAAGACAGAAUGCUGAGAGUGCUCGUCAGUCUUUGGAACAGAAAAUAAAGGCAAAGGAAAAGGAAUAUCAACAGGAACUCUCUUGUCAGCAACGCUCCUUACAAACACUGGAUCAGCAGUGCAACCAGAUAAUAAACAAACUGCAUCAAGAGCUGCAGCAAGCCAAAAAUGACUUCAAUGCUCUACAGGCAGAAUUUGACAAAGUAACGGCAGUAAAACAACACUUGGAAUUUAACACUAGUGAUCUCACCCAGAAGCUGUGCACAGCAGAGCAGGCUUUGUUAGCAGCCCAGACUAAGGAAACUGAUUUGACAAGAAGCUUUGAGGAAGUGAAGCAGGAAAAAAACCUUCUUGACUGUCAACUUGGAAAAAAAUUGCAAGAGAUCCACCAGCUUGAAGAAGAGCUCACAACGAUCAAUCAGUCUCUAAAGCAGAGCCAGAGUUUUGCGGAAGAGAUGAAAAAUAAGAAUUCUAUUCAAGAAGCAGAGCUGAAGUUACUAGAAGAGAAAUUUAAAAAGCAAGAGAGCUGCCUUUUGCUGGAGAAGCUGCAAGUAGCUUUAGCUGACAUGGAAAAGCAACAAGAUUCUACCCAAGACCUGCUCAAGGAAAAAGAGAAUCAUAUUAAAGAACAAAACUAUGAAAUAAGUAAAAUGGGGGAAGAAUUGGAAGCUUUGCAGAGGCUCCUUGGACUCAAGCAGAGAGAAUGUGAAGAACUGCAAAAAGAGGCCACUGCUUUUUCCCAAUGGAAAAGUGAAAGUGAUCACCAUAUAAAUAAACUGAAAUCUGAGAAGGACGGUUUGCUGACCCAUAUUAAUGACUUGGAGAGGUCCCUUCAGAGUCAGCAGAUCAAAACUCAUGAGCAUAGUGAGAAACUCAGCGUGAUGCAAACUGAAAAUGACAGGAAGAGCACAGAGAUUAGAGAACUUAGAGACAUGCUGGAAUGUAAAAGUGCAGAAUUAGAGGAACAAAAAAAAGCUUUUGCUGAAGUUCAGUGGAAAGCAGAAUGUUCUGACAAAAAGCACUGUAAAGAAGUGGAAAACAUGACCUGUAAAAUACUGCAGCUUACCAACCAAGUUGAUGAAGUAGAAGAAAAGUUGCAGUUAGCAGCAAGUGAAGGACUGCAAAAGGAGCAAUGUUAUCAAGAGCUGCUCAGUGAAUAUGAAAAAAUCUGUCAUCUUGUAAAAGCAAAAGAUGCUUUCAAAAUGACAGAAGAUGGAGAAGUUGAUUUGAAAAGUGGCCAGGAUAAAACUGGUUUAGAUAACACACAACUUGCAGCAAGUAACUCCAUUACUGACAAGCAUGGAUGUGCAAGAGCUCUUCUAGAACUAGAACAAACUAAGGAUCUGGCCAUUUUACAAGAUCAGAUCUCAUCUCUUGAGAUCUCCUUAGUGGGUCAAAAGCAGCUGAACGCAAAUCAGCGCCAGCAGUAUGAAGACUUGCUGCAAAUAAAGGGUGAAACAGAAGCAAGAUUACUUAGUGUAGAGCAGAUGCAUGAAAGCUUUGUGACAGAAACUAAACAGCACAUUAGUAACUUGCAAGCGGAUAUUUCAGUACAUCAGAAAUUAGUUGAGGAAAAAGACAUGCAACUGCAAACUCUGAAUGAAAGAUUAGAGAAAAGACAAGCUGAGCUUCAGGAUUUGAAAGUCAAUCAUAAAUUGCUUGAGGAUUCAGUCAGACAGCUGAAGCUUCUGUCUGGAACGUGGGAUUCAGAGAAGAAGGACAUGUCUUCAAUGAUUUGUUCGUAUAGCAAAACAAUUGAGGAACUUACCGAAGAAAAUGCAAGCCUUAGGGAUUUAAGCAGAACUUUAGAGCAAGGACAAGUAACUUUACUGGGAGCAAAUAAACAUCUUUCUGAUAGUUUAAAGGAAAGAGAAGAAGUAAUUUCUGAACUGUCCAGAAAACACAAAAAGGAAAGAGAACGUAUUGAAUCAAGAACUGAAGAAAUCAAAUCGGAGCUUGAAGCUUUGCAAGCAAAGCAUGAAUCGAUGGAAGAAGAAAAUGCAAAUCUGAAGAGCAUUCUCAAAGAGCACGCAACUGAAUCUGAGGAAAAGAAAGCAAAAUUAGAACAAGAGAAACAGUUCUUUAGUGAGAAUAAAGAUAUCUUACAGAAACUAAUAGCCUCAGAAGAAAUAAAAAAGGAUUUGGUUCAACAACUUCAGCAACUACAGUCAGAAUUUUCCAGUACCCAAAAUGUGCCUUUGACAGAGCUUGAAUGUUUAAGACAGGAAAUGUUAAACAUAAGGGCAGCACCAAAUACAACGCAAGAGGAAACUGAUAUCUUAUUUCAAGACAAGGAGCAAUUGGGGAAGAAUCUGGAAAUGAAAAGUAAACCUCUAAUGUGUGAUGUUGGGUGUGAAGAGAGACUCCAUUCAGAACAGUUGAGGAAAUCCAUAGAAGAAAAAGAUAUUGAGUUGAAUAAAUACCAAGUUAAACUUGAGCUUCUUCAAAUGGAUUUUGAGGACAGAGAACUCUCUCUAGAGAACUACAAGUUAGAAGUGAUGCAGCUGGAGACCGCUUUAAAAGGCGUAGAAGUAGAACUUGAGAAAAGCAUGAGAGAGAAAGAGAGGCUGCAAGAACUGCUGUCAGUUAAAGAACUGAAAGCUUCAGAUGACGAUGGUCACUCACUGGAAUAUAAUUAUGAUGAUGUUUCUCAGAACUGUGGCAAAAGAGGAAUGGAGGAAAGUUUUUCAUCAUUCUUGCUGGCAUCCUCAUUGCAGGUAACGCUGAACAACCUGAGCAAGCUUGAGAAAAUGUGUGAUAGCCUGCAGGCUGAGAACAAUGCAUUAGCCUCUGGAUUUGAAGACUCAAAAAACAAUGGCAGUACAGGUACUGAUAAAGUGGCAGAGGAGAGAGAGAAUAUAAUGAAUGAAGAUAGAAAUUUAAAAGCAGAGGAAGCUGUUUUUCCUGAUGAAUUUAUGGAUCAAAGUGAUAGCAGUGAUUUGAGAAUGUAUUCUGGUAAUAAGGAAAUGUCCUUCACACUUAAAGAAUGCAGUACUGGAUCCAGCUCAGACUACGAGGAUUUGAAGUUGUCCAGCAAAGAAGUUAAAAUACACUUUGCUGAAGUGAGAGAGAAGCUUUUGUCCUUCCAGAAUGAACAUAUAAAAUUAUAUGAACAACAUUGCAGUAUGAGCUCAAAGAUAUCUGAGCUACAGUCUUGUAUUGAAAUGCUGAAGGCAGAAAAUUCUGCACUGUCAACAAGUACGAGCAAUGCACAUAAAGCUUCUGUGAGAGGGCCACUGUCUUCCAGCCAAAGUGAUAUGGUGCCUCACUCAGAUGAAACAGAGUCCAUAGUUUGUUCCUCAGAUCCCUUGCAAAGUCCCUGUUUUACAGAUGUGCGUGAGGUGAUUGAUUCUUGUAACAGGGGUAGAUGUAAAUGGAUGGAGGAAGUGACUCAGCCAGACAGUUCUGCAGAAAUAAUUCCAGAAGAUGCAACAAAAGCUUUGGUUGAAAAUUGUUGCAAUGAUCACAAGUCGGACUCUGUAAUGCCCAGGAGCAUUACUCCUGGGAAAUCUAACCUUGAGAGUAAAAUUGAAGAGCUUCAGAUGCUGUGUCAGACAUACAAUAAAGCCAUCAAGGUGUUUGAAGACCAAUUUCGCAUCCAAGAGAAUAUGAAAAACGAGGAAAUACAAGAGCUGAAAAAUGUUAUUCUUUCUGAAAGAAAAGAAGUAGAUCAUCUCAAACAGCAAAAUCUAUCUGACAGAGAAGAAUGGCAGCAGAAACUGAAUAAUGUGACUAUGGAGAUGGAGGGCAAACUGGCAGCAGAAAGAGAACAAACUGAGAAUCUAUCUUUGGAGCUGGAAGCAGCAAGACUUCAACUCCGAGUCCUUGAUUUAAGUUCUCAUUCACUGCUAUGUGCAGAUAUUGUAAAUAUGACUGACCAAGAAACCAGUACUCCUUAUCGAUCGGGAGUGCCUACUGAAAACUCAGCGCUGAAAAACAAAAGGUGUAUACUAAUCCCCAUUGAGAAAAUGGCUGUAGGAGGUCCCUCUGUGUGUGAAAAUGCAACUGAGACCACUGAAGCAAGACUAAUGGAAAAUUACACUGAGAUUUCUGGAGAACAUGAGGGUAGAAAUAUGUCAGGAAAAAUAACUAGCCCUUCAGACCAUGCCAGUGCAUUAUCAGUUUCCAAUAAUAGGGUGUGUUUGUGUGCAGGGUAUUUCUCUGAAAAUCAAAUAACCACUGAAAUGCUUCGGGAGGAGGCAAAACAACAGACCGCUGAAAACUUGAAGCGGAUCUAUAAGAUGGAAGAAAGCCAUAAACAUGUUGAUUUACUAAUGAAAGUUGAGCAAUUAAACUUGGAGCUGAACUUUCAGAAUCCACAAUUAGCUCCAAAUUGCUCAGCUUUUGCAGAACUGGAAGAAGCUGCUGUAGUUGUCAAGGGAGAAAACUGUGGCAUAAAGGAAAUACUGGAAUCAGUUUCUAUCAAUAACCAGCAAGUCUCUCUUACAGCAGAAAACGAACCUGAGAACAUAAAUUCUGAGCUUGAGGUAUAUAAGGUUAGAUUCCCUAAUACAGCAGACACAUUGGAUGAUGUAGAAAUGACCAAGAGAGAUUGUCCUGACCAAUUUCUUGCAGCUGAAAACGAACAGAGGAGUCCUAAAUCUGAGCAAGGUAAUAUUAAGAACCAUAUCUUGUUCACAGAGCAUGAUACUGAAAUGCUUCAGGCAAAAUGUCAGCAAUUAGAAAAGGAGAUGGAAGUUAACCUGGAAACUAUUCCUAGCUUCCAAGAGCAACUUGGUUCAGUCACAGCUGAGAGAAACCAUAUUAACCAAGAACUGAGUAUUUUGACUGAAAAUAAAAAGGAACUGGAUCAGAAGUGCCAGAAGCUACAAGAGAAAUUAAAAGAGCUGGAGUCAGCCAAGGUGGAUUCUGAUGAAUUCAUUAGAAGGUUAGAGGGUGAAGUGAGGACACAAACAAAUCUGCUUGAGACUGCAAAAUCUGACGUAAAUCAGUUAUCAAAUGAAAAAGAGCAUCUUCUGCAGAAGCUGCAAAGUUUGGAAAAUGAUGUCGUGUCUUUCACCUUAGAAAAGGAAAAACUCCAAAAUGAAGCAGCGGAUUUGAAGAAGGAGAAAGAGCUGAUUGUAAGAGAGCUGGAAAUAACGCGGAGUAAAUUAAGUUCAUCAGAAAUGGAAAAUUCCAAGUUUUCCAGAUCUUUGGAAGGCUUGUUAAUGGAGAAAGGUGAACUGGCUGCUAGACUCGGCUCAGCACAGAAAGAAGUAGACCAAAUGAGACACGGAAUUGAGAAGCUGAAAGUCAAAAUUGAAUUGGAUGAGAAGAAAAAGCUCCACAUUGCUCAAAAGCUGAAAGAGAGUGAACGGAAAGCUGACUGUCUUCUAGAUAAAACUGAGAGGCUUGAAAGAGAACUGGAGAUGUCAGAGAAAAAUCUAGAAGAUGCAAUUAUUCAGUUGGAGACUGCAAAAGCAGAGGCAGAAACAGUAACAGUGGAGAUGGAAGAGAUGACUGAAAAGCUGAAAUGUUUGAACGUACAAAUUGAAGUCCUCACCUCACAAAAAGAAUGUUUGGCUAAAGAUUUAAAAGAAAAGCAAGAAAGAAUCCUUGAACUAGAGGCUGAGAAAUUGACUACAGCAAAACUGUUAGAAGAAAAGGAGGAAGAAAGGCUGCAAGUCAAGGAAGAGUUUGAAAAUGCUAUGGCAUUGCUGAAAUCUGAGCUCAAAGAGAUGAGUGAGAAAUCAGAGGAGGAAGGAGAUGCUAGAGCGAAAGAGCAAGUCUUGAUUAACCAGGUGGCUCAUCUUGAGCAAGAUAAAACAAUGCUGUCACAGGAAUGUCAGGAAUUAAAACAUGAAAAUAUCAGAUUGGAUCAAAUGAGGGAAGAACUUGUUCAAGAAUUAACGCUUUGUAAGCAAAAGCUCAGUGAAAAGGUGCAGGAAAACAGUGAUCUCGAAAAGGAGGUGAAAGAAAGAGAGGAGCUGUCUUUACAGCUGACACAUAUGCACCCUGAGCACGCACACUGGCAACAGGAAAAAGAGAGGCUGCUGAAUUUGGUUGCUGAGUUGAAAUUGAAGGAGCAACAUGUUCCUGAGAAUGAAACCUUUCCGGCUAUCCUGGACAUUCUAAAAGUGUCCUAUAAGAACCUUGAGAAAGAACUGGAAUCUACUCGUUGUGAAAAGAGCACUUUACGUGAAAAGGUAAAUGAACUGAUGGGAAAUCAUAGUGAGCUGCGAGUCAAGCUAAGUGAUGCUGAACAGAAGAUUUCCCAACUACAGGAAGAAUUUACCACAGAAAGAGACAAGCUUGCUGAAGAAAUACAACUUAUUCAAGAACAUUCAGAAAAGAGCAAAAUUCAGCUGCAUCAAACUGUGUCAGAAAAAAAUGAGCUGACUAAGAGACUGGGCACGGUCCAGAAAGAACUGCAAGAAAAAGAAAGUGAAAUGAAGAGAGAAAUAUCAGAAUACAAAACCAGAUUACUUCAAGCAGAGAAGGAACAUCAGGAUGCUCUGAUGGAAGCAAACCGAAAGAAUGAAGCUGAAAUUGAGGCCUGUCAAGAUAAGAUGAAUUCACUGGAGCACUUUAUCAGCUCUCAAAAAUUGGAAAUAGAGCAUUUGAAGUCAAAUAAAGAAGAGCUGAAUAAUUCCCUUAAAGAAGCUAAACAAACAUUAGAAGAACUCCUAAAAACUAAGGCUGAUAACAUUAUAGUUCAACAGAAGAAGGAAGAUGAAUUUACCCACAGUGAAGUGCAGCUGUGGAUGAAAUCCUGUAAACAGAUGGAACAGGAAAAGGAAACGUUGCAGAAACAACUUGUUGGACAUGAUGAAUUAUUAAACAAGAAAACUCUAGCUAUGACAGAGUGUAGGAAAGAAGGUGCCGAUGAGAAUGCUGUUAUGGAGGAAAUGAAGUUAAAACUGGAGGAACUACAGGAAUCUACAGAAGUGAAAACCAGAGAAGCAAAUGAGAACUUGGAGAAAUACUGUUCUCUAAUUGUUAAAUAUUAUAAACUAGAGGAAGAAAAUGAGAUGCUAAAAACACAAGUCAGUUUGUUGAGUGCACAGCUGAAACAGCCAACAAGUAAUCUUGUCAGCACUCCUUUGCUGAAUUCAGAUAACUCACUGACAGGGAGCAAUCAAUCUGUCAAAGAGAUGAGGGCAGCUGAAGACGCUACUAAGCUUUCAAGUAAAAGGCAGAGACAUGAAGACAACAGGAAAGAUAACGGAGAACCAAGAUCCCCUGUGCCAGAGACUUUAUCCAGGAAAAAAAGGAAGGAUGAUGUCUGUCAAGAUCUGCUAGGGUUUGCUGAUAUCACCAGUGGAAAGGUUAGCCCUUACGUUUUACAUCGAGCCACCCUAAAUCCAAGAACCAGUCCCCAUCUGGCUUCCCCAAGCGAGAAACUGCCUUUGCCUGCGCACGAUGUACAUAAACAUAGACCAGAUAAUCUUGGUGAGCGCUCCUCUUCGACAUCUGGUGGCAGCAAACCACAAAAGGUUUAUGGUGAAGAAAAGUCCCAAGCACUAACAGCUUUGUCACCAAUGCAAUCUACUUCAAGGUCACCACUUUGCCCAUAUAAGCAGUCCACAAAAAGUGCCUCUGAUAAUACCACGGAGAGUCAUAUGAUGCACAAAGCCAAAAAUUCUCUAAACCAACAAGGACUACCUGAGCAAGAGGAGCAAAAAGAAAACUGUAAGGUGCAGUAAACUGGUGUGGACUCCAUCACAAUUCAGAAUAACUGAUGAACAAAACCCAGUUUGUGAAAUAGCAGAACUAUACAGAGGGCACCAUUUUCUCUUAUCCAAUGGUGAACAAUAGAUGGGUCCUUCAGGGCUUGUUCUUGAAUAUUUACUAACGCCAAUAGUCACUCAAACUUAUGGAAUGACGAAGAAAUGGGUAUAACUGAACUUCUGUAGAACUUUUGGUAGGUAAUUCUUCAUAGAUCUGUUAAAAAAAUUAAACUCUGGAAAAAGUGGACUACAUGUUGCCACAGUUCAUUGUUGCCAUGUUUUCUGUGUGCCCAAGGUUGAUUUACAAAUGGAAACUAAACUCACUGAAGUAUCUUUAAAGAUAUUAGGUUCCAGGACAAAUGAGGCAACCAGUAUUGGAUAGUUCAAAAUGAAGCAGUGACUUCAUUUGUGAUUGAAAAACCAGAUAUAAAAUCAGAUAUAAGACAAUUCAGUGCACAAUUCCAGUGCGCUGGUAUCCCUUCUUCCAGGUGGAAUAACAUCCUGCAAAGGGGGAUGAGACCCAGUGUGAACAAACUCGGAGAGGACUGUCUGUUUACCCUGAGACUAAGCACCUACCAAACCAUUUCUUUGUAUUUCCCAGUAUGUACUGGCUUUGAAUGUACCUGAAGGUCUUACAAUGUUCAUCUUCACCUCUCCAAAAUGGCCCUUGACUAGCCAGCAAUCCUCAGCAAGAUGAGGGGAACACUAUGAACCAGAAAGGACAUCACAACACACUGUGCCUUGCUCUACCAGUAAUGGCUGCCCGCUGAUUCUCUGCAGGUCACCCUUUACCUUCACAAUUCUUGGCCUCAAAUGUGUCACUUCAUAUGAAAAGCACUGCAGACUUGUUCCUGAUGUAAUGAGAGUGGAUGUGUUGGAGAAAUGCUCAGGUGUCAAAAAUACCUACAUAAAACACCUUGAGUUAGGCCCUUUUCAUUCAAGAAAAAUCCUAUUUCAGAUCCCAAAAGAAGGUAACUCACCUGGAAAUGGCAUUUAAGAUUCUGGUGUCAACAGUUUAAGAAACUAACUCCAUCUAGUUCAUGAUAGUGCGUUUGAAUUUAGGAUGAUUCAUUACAAGUAAGCUCACCACAACCAGCUUGUACUUGUGGAUUUCAAAGGUCUAAUUUGGCUUGCUCAAUAGCAUAGAGCAAUUCUCUGCAAGAGAAAAGGGUGGCAUCAACUAAAUCAGUCAUUAUCCAACUGAACAGAAACUACUUUCCAGUCAUUAAUAUUGCUUAUGCUUGUCUGCCCAAGCCAGGUGUUAGGAAAAUCAAACUCCUGUACUUGAGCAGUAGUGCCCUAAGACUCCAAAUUGCACAGCAGAGAGGCAUUUUCACACUAUUCUUCCAUCAGAAAGAUGUUUCUCCUUUCAACAAAAGCGUGUAGUAAUGUUUCUGCUUCUUGAAAAAGAUUCUUUAGCUUAAAAGUUGACCUUUCAAAGUGUAACAAGUGCUUCUCUAAUGCUACAAAUAUAAAGUUUUACUUGAGUUAUUUACAUGCAAAGGAGAGUGAUUUUCUCUAUUUACAUACACACUAUUAUUCUGCCUUGCUUACAGCGUUGCCUCUUAGAAUGCAGUUUAUGAGAAGAAAUAAGCUGCUCAAACUGAAAAACCUCUUGAAGAAAUACAGCAUUUGUCUCAUGUCUAACAGAAUAUUCCAACCAACAAAAGCCUCACAUACAAGCUAUUCUUCAGCAACUAGAUAGAGCUAUGGCUGUGAUCAGUAGAUCUUGUGGCUUUUUCUUAAGCAUCUCAAGCUGUUUGUUAACUGAAGCAUUAGGUAAUUACAACAAUCCUUGUGGCACUAUGUCCACAGGCAUCUUCCAGGGGAACUGAAAGAGGCCCAACUUAAAGGAUGCAUUUUGAUGGUUUCAUCUUCUGUCAGUGUACCAACAAAGCUCCUCAUCAAAGUUCAAUUAUUUCAGAUAAGGUUUUGUAUCUUCAAAUUAUUUAGGGAUCAUGUGUGGAAUUGUAGCAAUCCUUUAAAAAGCUAACACUCCUCAGGUAGAAGCACGGGUGUGAAAACACAUUAGUAGCAAAUAAUAGCAAAAAAAACCACCCCAAACUGGUGUGAUUUUAUUUGUCCCAGUGAUUGUUCUAUUUUAAUCCUAUGCCUUGAAAAGUGUCCCACUUGGAGAUGAGUGUGGAAAAAAACAUCUAUCUUUAGAAAGCUGCCUAAUCUUAACCAGACAAAUUUAAACAACUAUGUUAUAAGUAAAUAUUACUAGAAGAAAGGAUUGAGGCUUUAAUAGUUACAUAUUUUCCCACUUGGCCAUGUUUGUGCUUUAGAAGCCUUUAGAUUUCAGUAAGCAUUUGUGUUUUGAAAGAUUACAAAGCCUGUUAUUUUCCAGUAACUAGUAUGUAUUGUAGUACUUAGCUUUUGGCAUAGGAGCUAAUACAGGCUAAGAUUUCCAAGAGAUCUUAAGUUACUUUCAUUAAUACCUAAAUCAUUUGGAAAUGGGAUUCGAUAUUCUACAUCCUAUUGCAAACUGAUGAGACCACAGGUCACAAUUCAUGUAGGGUUCUGAAAGGUGUAUCAAAACCUUAAUAUCCAAUCUCUCUGUAAAUCAAAAUAUCUAAGUGUUUCAUCAGAAUUCCUAGUGAGAGGAUUGCAUAGGAUGUGUUUCCUCAGCGUCAGCUCUCCAUAACAAAUAAAAGGUCACUUAUUAUCUGGCUUUGUGAUUGUGGAAGUCCAUGUAAAGAAGUCUUUUUUUGGUGCGCUGGCAUUGUGCUUGGCAAGCUAACCCAAUUGUUCCCAUAGUGAUGCUGUGUUAUGUCACAGGAACAUGCAUUAGCUGGAUCUUCCUUUCUUCAUUUUCCUGUUUGCACAAGGUUUGCAUGGUAAUUGGUGUAAAAUCUAGCUGCUUGUCCUGGGCUAAUUUCAAAUGCUUUCUGCUGUGCCCAAAGUUACAAGUUUAGAAGCGUGUCAUGGGAAUGCUGGUGUCUGUUUGCCAUGCGCCCUUACAGCUGAUGGAAGGGUCUGGCUGGUUCAUGAUGUUCAGCUCUUUCUUCAGGCUUUGAACUAUUCUUCUCCUUUUUACCUAGUAAUGAAAGGAAAACAAAAGAAGAUUUGUUUGGCUGCUGCUCUUCCAUGUUUAUUAUUAAGGAACAAUAUUUGAAUUGAUCUCUCCUAUGUCAGAAUUUAAAUGCUGCCAGGUCAGAUCCUGUCCUGAUUUCUGGAGCCCCCUCAGCUGCAGAGCUGAGCAGGAGUUCCCCAAGCCUUGAGCACAGGAAUAGCACAGCAGUGGCUGGCCUGAGACAGCCCUGUGCUUCCCAGGACAUAACUACUGUCUCAUCAACUGCCAUUAGGGUAGAGUUUGUACAGAAUCUGUAAAAACUAAUCCUUAGUUGGGGAAAUGCCAUUUAUCAAACAUGGGCCUGUGCUAUUUUCUCAAGCAUCAGCUUCCAGAAGAUGCUCUGCAUUGCACUGCAGUUCCACUCCUGUGCACGGUGCUGCCAUCACUAAUUUUGCUGGCUCACAGCAAGCUCACUCAGAAGAGUCUGCCAGUCCAGUAAAAACCAGUGGCAGAGAAGGAUGGAGCUGAAAGAAGAAACCCGUUCUCGCUCUCCAGUUUACUGAUCUUGUUGAUGUGCCCAAUGAUUGAUGCAAAUGUAUAUACUUUAAAGAGAGGAAUCAAAAUACCACAUGGAGCGGUUAUGAAUCCAAAUCUGUUUUGUCCCAGGCGUGUGUAUCAAACAAUAAUGCUGUAUUGCCCUAAAACCUUGACAGAGAAGUGCAACCCACGCCUAAUGGGGAUUUUCUUUGUGCUUGUCGUGGUUUAGGCUCAGUUAGUACUUGGAACCCAGGACAGUACUAUACAUUGCAAAUGAGUUCCUUUUAGACAGGGAAACACAGCUGAAUGACAUCAACACUCUGUAUUGUAGGGAAAGUAGUGUCACUCCAUGGCCGAAGUGCCACCCCUCUGUUCCUGCUUCUGAGGUUUCAGGUGUCUAACCCUAAAAUGACUCCAACUCCCUCUGCUUUUGCUACCUCAUCCUGAAUAGCCACAAACUGCAAAAGGCAGAAGUUUUCUGCAGAAAACAGUAGCUGAAAAAAGCUGUUUGAACUUUGUAAAGCUGUUGACAACUGAAUACAUGGUGAACCAGUGUGAAAGCAGAUGGAAAUGGCAGUGUUCAAAAGCAGUGUUGUGGAUUUGCUUAAUAGACUAAGUAUAUCUACAGUUCUAGUGACAGGAGAUAGGCAUAUCUCCUCUGAUAUACAUAUAUUUGUGUGUGCAUGUUCUCUGACACGCUUUUAGGCACCCCCAAGCACUUCUGUCAGUGUAGAGUUCAGAAAAUGUAUGGAGCUUAGAAAAACAUGGUGUAGCUAUAAACCAGAUCUGUUUAGCAGAUUCCAGUGCAGCUGGCUUGAACAAUUCAGCUGUUGGAAUAGUUAGGUGAGUGCACUGAUGGGUGCACAGCAACAUCAGCAGUUUUCUGUAUUUUGCUUUUCUGCUGCUCCAUAAACUAAGCAGGUGAAAGCUCAGUGAGAAUCUGCUUUCAGUACUGGUGUUUCAGGAUUCCUUUAUUUAGGAGGCCUGCUGAGUUCCUCAUGUAAUGAAAUGCAGCGUAAAUGCGUUUGGCAUUGUGAAGGAAGAUUGACUUGUUCAAGAAGUCUGUGUAUCCGCAUCAGAUUACAGAUGUGUUUUGGUUUUAGAGGCAAAAUGGGCGAGUGGGAAAUUAUUAACUGUAGUUGGGGACUGCUUUGAUUUUGUUCACUGCAGAGAAGGGGAAAUGUUCUGUAUUCUUUUGACCCCAUGCUGAAAAAUAACCUGUUUUCAGUACUGUUGUUGAUACUUAAA
This is a messenger RNA of Pezoporus occidentalis (night parrot), 12860 nucleotides long. RefSeq names its product centromere protein F (gene CENPF). Lineage: Eukaryota; Metazoa; Chordata; Aves; Psittaciformes; Psittacidae. Gene Ontology annotation, cellular component: spindle pole; nucleus; chromosome, centromeric region. The record is from RefSeq and is a predicted model, not a curated record. Gene Ontology annotation, molecular function: dynein complex binding; transcription factor binding; protein homodimerization activity. The coding region runs from base 188 to 8035 and encodes 2615 amino acids. The transcript is spliced from 15 exons. Gene Ontology annotation, biological process: regulation of G2/M transition of mitotic cell cycle; mitotic cell cycle; metaphase chromosome alignment.